Molecule: messenger RNA, 975 nt
Organism: Maniola jurtina (meadow brown)
Lineage: Eukaryota; Metazoa; Arthropoda; Insecta; Lepidoptera; Nymphalidae
Product: adenylate kinase isoenzyme 1-like
Exons: 5
Coding region: 106-924 (272 amino acids)
Biological process (GO): nucleobase-containing compound metabolic process
Cellular component (GO): mitochondrion; cytoplasm
Molecular function (GO): ATP binding; AMP kinase activity
Source: RefSeq, a predicted model, not a curated record
UAAUAUUUAGAAAAUAUGUCGUUUUAUUCAUAAAACAUUUAUUGAGAUAUACUUAUUUAAUUUACAUUCGUGACAAUUUAGUGCGUAAUUUAUUUACUAGACAAAAUGGGUUGCUUCUAUUCUAGAUGUCCAGUUGAUGAGGUGCAUCCCUACGACAUGACCCCUAUAAGGCACCUCCCAGUAAUUUUCGUGAACGGGGUGCCCGGAGCAGGCAACCAGACAGUCGCGCAGACCAUAUCCAACAUCACCGGGUACACGAUGAUUAGACCAGGAGAACUGGUGAGAGCUGAAGCGGAGAAGGAUACGGCCAGGGGGCGUCUGAUUGCUAAUAAGUUUCAAGCACAGGAAGAUGUACCAGAGCAAUUAACAGUAGACAUAAUCAAAGAGGCGAUGCUUCAGCAUCAGGAUGCUAAAGGCUUCAUCUUGGUGGGCUUUCCGAAGAACCAUCGCAUGUCGAACAUGUUCAACAGGCAAGUCAAGUGGCCUGAGAAGGUGGUCGCGCUGGAAGUGGACACUGAGUUAGCAGCAACGAGACUACAGAACAAACUGUCGGAGCUAGGCCGACCGGAGUCCGAGAUCAACGCUGCGCGGCAGAUCGUGCGCGAGGCGGCGCACAAAGUCAAAAGCGUUCACAAGCGGUUCCGCGGACAUGUCGUUACGUUGGACAGCAGUGGCAAUCCGAAAGCGUUAGCUACCACACUGAAAGAAAUCCUCUCAGACACCAUAGAGAAGGGCCAAACGUCUCAAGCACUAGAAAACAUGCCGAUCGCAGCAUCCGCACCUGCAGUCGUCAGAACCACUCCGGUUUCAAAUCCUGUACCCCCUUCUGAUCCACCUUCUAAUUUACCUGCGUCCACUUUACCCCCUUCUGAAUCUGUCCCCGCGUCCAUUAUACCCGUAGAUUUGCUUACACAGGAACCUUAGUGUUUUGUAAUACCUAGUUUUAAAUUUUGCUAUAAUACAUGUUACGUUUUA